GUGAUCAGGUUAUGGUACUUGCGUAGAAAUUGUUUUCAUUCUGUCGAUCUUUGUAAUAUUUUCUUAAGUGAUAUUCGUCAUUCGCGAGUGACCGCGUAAACGAGAUGUCGUCGAUAAUACAGUUUUCUACGGAACGAAGUUUACACACGGACAUUGAAUUUCUUCGGACGAAUUUGGUAACACUGUAUUGUUGUAUACUAAAAGCGCGGAAUAGUAGUACGUGAAUGUGCUUUGAGGUACUUAUUUAUAAGUAUAUUUUUAAAACUGUGAUUUCUUUUUUUUUCUAUCGACUAAGUUAUUGUAAAUAAUGACCAGUUCGGUUAGUACAAAUCCUUCUACUUUAUUACCUUUAGAAUUGGUGGAUAAAUGUAUUGGAUCGCGAAUACAUAUUAUAAUGAAAAACGAUAAGGAGAUCGUUGGUACUUUGUUAGGAUUUGAUGAUUUUGUAAAUAUGUUGUUGGAGGAUGUGACGGAGAGCGAAGCAACUCCCGAAGGUCGACGAGUUACAAAAUUAGAUCAAAUUCUUUUAAACGGUAGCAACAUUACCAUGCUUGUGCCAGGUGGAGAGAUGCCAGACACAUAAAAUUACGUUUUCUUUUUUCACAUAUUUGAUAUAUAUUAUAUGUAAACACAUUUAUUUAAUAAUGUAUAAAAAUAAGCGACGCGUAUACUCACAAGUAUAGAACAUCAUUUGAUUUAAAUAAAAUCUACUUAUUCAUUAGGA
Messenger RNA from Vespula vulgaris, 724 nucleotides. Its product is annotated as U6 snRNA-associated Sm-like protein LSm5. The transcript has 3 exons. Lineage: Eukaryota; Metazoa; Arthropoda; Insecta; Hymenoptera; Vespidae. Gene Ontology annotation, cellular component: U6 snRNP; Lsm1-7-Pat1 complex; U4/U6 x U5 tri-snRNP complex. Gene Ontology annotation, molecular function: RNA binding. Gene Ontology annotation, biological process: mRNA splicing, via spliceosome. The record is from RefSeq and is a predicted model, not a curated record. The coding region runs from base 308 to 583 and encodes 91 amino acids.